Zingiber officinale is the source of this 815-nucleotide messenger RNA. RefSeq names its product nucleobase-ascorbate transporter 12-like. The record is from RefSeq and is a predicted model, not a curated record. Gene Ontology annotation, molecular function: transmembrane transporter activity. Gene Ontology annotation, cellular component: plasma membrane. Gene Ontology annotation, biological process: transmembrane transport. Lineage: Eukaryota; Viridiplantae; Streptophyta; Magnoliopsida; Zingiberales; Zingiberaceae. Bases 105 to 674 code for a protein of 189 amino acids. The transcript has 3 exons.
UCAUUUAAUAUUGGUUCAUCUCUAGUGUCUUGGCUGCACUUUGGGGCACAGGAGUCGCUUCAACCACUCUCACUGAGAAUAUUCACACUAUUGCUACAACUAAAAUGGGUAGUCGGAGAGCUAUUGAGCUCGGUGCUGUCAUUCUCAUUCUGUUAUCUUUUGUUGGGAAAAUAGGAGGAUUUAUAGCUUCUAUCCCAGAUGUCAUGGUGGCUGGUCUUCUUUGCUGUAUGUGGGCCAUGAUUGCUGCUCUGGGCUUGUCAAACCUGCGAUACAGCGAGACUGGAAGCUCCAGGAAUAAUAUCAUAAUUGGCCUCUCAUUGUUUCUCUCAUUAUCAGUACCUGCCUACUUCCAGCAAUAUGGACUUAUUCCAUCUUCAAAUUCAUCCGUUCCAAGUUACUUCCAACCAUAUGCUGUUGCAUCUCAUGGACCUAUUCAUACAAGUUCUCGAGGGGUGAACUAUGUUCUGAAUACUUUGUUUUCAUUUCACAUGGUGAUUGCAUUUAUUGUUGCAUUUAUUCUUGACAACACUGUUCCUGGGAGCCGUCAAGAACAUGGAGUAUAUGUUUGGUCUGAACCAGAGGCAGCAAAAAGGGAACCAGCCAUUACCAAAGACUACGGCUUGCCUUUCAGAAUCGGACGUAUGUUCACAUGGGUGAAAUGGGUUGGCUUAUAGCACAUUGCGGACGGAAAAGAUCCAUUACCAAAUUGACAGUUUUAACUUCAUUCUUCCUUCUGCCACUACUAGUCUACUAUUGGAUCUUGUUCUAGGUUUAGCGAUUUCACGAGUGAAUUUUAAAACAGCGGUUAGUCAAUG